AUGGCUGAAUCAACGCCGUCGCCAAAAGCGAUAUUACGAGGGCAUAAGGCCCAGAUCCAUGCCGCCACAUUCGUGAGACAGAACGAGCGCCUUGCGACUGGCGAUGCGGAAGGCUGGGUGGUGCUCUGGGAUCUCACCAUCAUGCGGCCAAGGGCCGUUUGGAGGGCCCAUGAGAAUGCAAUUCUCGGCAUAAAGGGGUGGGGUCGCGACAAGAUCAUCACUCAUGGCAGAGACCACAAGCUCAUUGUGUGGAAGAUUACAGAGGAGGACGAGGGUCGGCUCAGCGUUUCUCUGCCCCUGGAAGACACCCCCACGCCGCGCCCUCAGCCUUGGGUGGUUCAUUUGUUGGAGGUGAACACAAUGAACUUUUGCUCAUUUGCUGCCUGUCUCAGUGACGCUGAGCAGGGCUCUCUCGAAGCGGCCUCACCCACAGCAGAAGUCAUCAUCGCCGUACCAAACACACUGGCGUCGGAAGCCAAUUUGAAGAUUGACAUCUACACCCUCCCGAGCCAAACUAGGAUUCACACCAUCAAAACCAGCCAGAAAAAUGGCAUGGCCAUGAGUCUAUCUCUUUUUUAUCACCAAGGGUGCCUAACACUAGUGGUGGCUUUUGAAAACGGGUUUGUCUCUGUACACCGUCUGGGCUCUGAUGGGUCUUGGACAAUGACAUACCGGUCACAGGCACACACGCAGCCGAUUCUAUCUAUAGAUGUUCACCCUAGUCGAGAAUACUUCUUCACAUCAGCAGCAGACGCGCUGAUAGCGAAGCAUCCAAUUCCAAUUUCUCAGCAAGAGGUGGAUGCUGACUUUGAGCCUGGCCAAAGGGUCACGGAAGUAGUUGAGCCUCAUCAAAGCAGUACAGGAAAGUCCCUCCUUUCGGCAGCAUUAAGGGACGCUACCGCUUCAGAAACCAGACCAAAGCGCAAGAAACUCAAAGAAUGGGAACAUCCGCUCAAAGUACUUAACACGAAGCACUCUGGUCAACAGAACCUCAAAGUCAGAUCCGACGGAAAGUUGUUUGCUACAGCCGGAUGGGAUUCCAAGAUACGAAUAUAUUCGGCCAAGACUCUCAAGGAACUGGCCGUGCUUAGUUGGCACAAAGUCGGGGCGUAUGCUGUCGCUUUUGCCACUGUAGAUGAGCCCAGUCCAUUGUCAAAUCCCCCAGAAAACGCCAAGUCCACACCCUCCGAGCAACCCAACGAGAAUAACGUGAAAGAGGCCACCAGUGCGUCACCAGGAGCGCAAGAAACAGCGAGCCUGAUAAAAGGACCCGGAAUGAGCGUCAAGGACCGCAGGCUUCAGCUUGCAAAGACGGCGCACUGGAUUGCAGCAGGGGCGAAAGAUGGAAAAGUGAGCUUAUGGGAUAUAUACUGA
Trichoderma breve is the source of this 1374-nucleotide messenger RNA. RefSeq lists its product as uncharacterized. Gene Ontology annotation, molecular function: protein binding. Lineage: Eukaryota; Fungi; Ascomycota; Sordariomycetes; Hypocreales; Hypocreaceae. The record is from RefSeq and is a predicted model, not a curated record. Bases 1 to 1374 code for a protein of 457 amino acids. The transcript has 3 exons.